UCCAGGGCUCCAACUGCAUCAGCUUCUGGCAGCUUUUCAAAUCUGUUUGCUUGACUCCCAAGCUCAGAUAAAGAGGUGAAAGUGGUCAGGACGUGCCUGGCACGUGGACGGCCAUCAUGACCACCAUGGAUGAAGAGGAUCUAAGCGAGUAUUUCCGCAUGCAAUAUGGACAGAAAUUGUUGAAACUGUUGAUGAAAUUCCCAGUGUCAGAGGAGCAGUCUCCAUCUCCUUCCAUUCGACUCCUGGAGAAGAAGAAAGAGGCCAAAUUGGUGCAUCAGGCCAUGGAAGCUCAAAAGGAGGCAUUUAAAACAAGAAUGGAAUCCCUAAACAACAGGUGGGAAGAGCUUGGUACAAAAGAAGUCCAGCUGAAAGCAUAUAUUAAGAAAUUUGAGCAAUUCAUACAGGAGAAUGACCAGAAACGGAUCAGAGCUCUGAAGAAAGCCAACAAGGAACGAGAACUGAAGAAACAGCGAGUGAAGGAGCUCGCCAAGGUCAAGUUAGAGAUCGCAGCUCUGAAACAGCAGCACCAAAAGCUCUACAACAAGCUACAGCAAUACUCAAUCUUCAACAAGUAUUUGGAGAAGGUGGUGCAAGUCUCUGAGUUUGAAGAAAUCCGGGAAGUCAUUGGACGCUAUAAAACUCUAGUUGGGAUGCACCGGGAUCUCCUGCAGUCAGCCCAGGAGGGGCUGGAGUUGAUUGAACAAGCCAAGGUGCGCCUGGCCCGCUACAAAGAGGAAAAAGAUGAUGAGAUUCUGCAACACAACAAUGAGCUGGCCCGCCUGCAGCUGCGCUUUGACCAUGCCCGAAGUGACGUCAUUGCCUGGGAGUCCCGCUGGGCUCAUAUCCAGAAUACUGCUGCAAAGAAAACCCUGAUGCUGGGCACCAUCAAAAUGGCUACACUGAAUCUUUACCAAAGUGUAAACAAGCAGAUGAAGGAAACUUUAAUGGUGCCUCUGGAGGACACUCACAGGCAGCUGGAUAUGAUCCAGCAGUUUAUCCAAGAUCUGUCAGACAUCUGGGCAGAAGUGAAGAAGAAAGAUCAAAAUCGAUCACAAACAGGGCUUCCCAAGGACAUGUAGAGGAAAGCUGUCCAAAGCUUUACACAGCUUACUUCCCUGCUCAUUCUAUAUUUGCUAAAUUUUGGGCGGGGUUAUGUUUUAUUUAUUAUAUAAUUUGUAAUUAUCAAAUCUACUUUACUUUCUUUCAUACAAAACAAAGUUACAUGAUAUCAAGAGUAUAUUUUGCAAAUAAAACUUUCUCAACUGUG
Messenger RNA from Pantherophis guttatus, 1267 nucleotides. RefSeq names its product coiled-coil domain containing 42 (gene CCDC42). The record is from RefSeq and is a predicted model, not a curated record. NCBI's taxonomy places the organism in Eukaryota, Metazoa, Chordata, Lepidosauria, Squamata, Colubridae. Gene Ontology annotation, biological process: spermatid development.